AUGGUUCUCGGUCCGACUGCCCGUCUGUGGCUUCCUUAUCUCAACUUCACUGUCGCCAUCUCAGCUUUGGGUUUUCAGACUGGUGUCUUGUACCCCUGGCACGAAGAGCUUGAUAAGGAAUUCAAGAUUCUCAAGCAAGAACACAAGGAGCAACUACACCUACACCAACAAGUCACUCUCAAGAAGCUCGAAGACCUCGAGAGGAGGAUGUCAGUGACUGAGAAAGCCAUGCCCGAUGCUACCCGAUGA
Messenger RNA from Aureobasidium melanogenum CBS 110374, 249 nucleotides. RefSeq lists its product as uncharacterized. The transcript has 2 exons. Bases 1 to 249 code for a protein of 82 amino acids. The record is from RefSeq and is a predicted model, not a curated record. NCBI's taxonomy places the organism in Eukaryota, Fungi, Ascomycota, Dothideomycetes, Dothideales, Saccotheciaceae.